GCGGGAUUGAUGCAUUUUGAUGAUGACGACGACGUUACGGCAGUAACGGUGAUGGAAUGGCAAGUCUCGAUUGCACACGACAUCCUCCAGGCGCACGCCCAUCUUUCCUUUCUUCACGGGGCCUUCCUUUGCUUCCAUAAAGGAUCGUUGAGCCUCAAGCACGCCCACACCGCCGUCUUGUCAUACACGCUUCUGCUGGUGCUGCCGCUGUCGCUGUUGUGUCCUCGUUUGCUUUCGACGAUCAAGCCAGGCAUUUCUGCGCGCACAAGCAGCAUCAAAAAAUCUUGCCUAAUCACUUCUCAGUUCACCCCGGCGCGCAGCUCUUUGCACAGCAAGCCCAGGUAAGCAUAUCCACUCUUUAGGUCAUUGUACAUCAGCGAAUUAGUCAAGAUGCCGCGCACAGCCGAGACCGCGUCGUACCGCUUCAACCACACCAUGAUCCGUGUGAAGGACCCCAAGGCGUCUCUGCACUUCUAUUGCGACAUCCUUGGCAUGGACUUGAUUGACGAGCACAAUGCAGGUGACUUCACGCUCUACUUCCUCGGAUACCAGCACCAGAAAGUUGAAAAGCGCGGAGAGCGCGAGGCACUCCUCGAGCUGACCUGGAACCAUGGGACAGAGAACCAAGAGGGUCAAGUGUACGUCAACGGAAAUGAGCAGGAGAAGCAGGGCUUCGGCCACACAUGCAUCGCAGUUGAUGACCUGCAAACAGCUGUCAAGCGUUUCGACUCGAUGGGCGUCAAGUUCAAGAAGCGUCCCGAGGACGGCAAGAUGCGCCACAUCGCUUUCAUCUACGACCCUGACAUGUAUUGGGUGGAGAUCAUCGAAACCGGGACGGGCGGUACGGCAAAGUGAGCAGCUCGGGAGAAAAGCAGUGCACUCCACAUGUAGAAAUUUGCCGUACACACUUGUACACACUUGUCAUAUCUAAUUCUCUGCAAUGUUGCCACGUCAGCG
This is a messenger RNA of Tilletiaria anomala UBC 951, 957 nucleotides long. RefSeq names its product glyoxalase I. Bases 391 to 855 code for a protein of 154 amino acids. Gene Ontology annotation, molecular function: lactoylglutathione lyase activity; metal ion binding. The record is from RefSeq and is a predicted model, not a curated record. The transcript has 5 exons. NCBI's taxonomy places the organism in Eukaryota, Fungi, Basidiomycota, Exobasidiomycetes, Georgefischeriales, Tilletiariaceae.